CGACUCUUUUUAAUCUUUACAGCCAUUGAUGUAGCAAGCCGCUGCCAAAGUACAAACCCAAAGUCCCUCCCUCCCCCGAAAAAAACCUUCGACCACUACUCUCAUUAUCCUCUCAGAUUCUCCGACCUACCCGUCUCUCUCUCUCUCCGCCGUCCGCCAUCGUUUCUUCCGAUUCCCCGCAACGGCGCGUCGGCGCCCCCGUCAAUCGGUCAUCCCUUCCGUUUCCUCAGCUUCAAAUUUGCGGCUUUCCCUCCUACAAAGUCCAGACAACAGAGCAGCAGACUGAAAUUGAACUGGCGAUGGUGAUGAUGAUAUGAUCAUCAGCUGUCUGACUCGUUUUCUGGGGCUUUCCUCCCCUGGAAAUUGUUUUGAGUGAGCAUGCAAGUCUGCAUCUGGACUCCGCAAUCAUAGGUGUUGAGAAAUGGGUCCUCUUAACAUUACUAUACUUCUUCUGUGAGGAGAAUAAGUAAAGAAUUAGUAAGAGGUGAUAUGGCUCGCAAAGGUAGUCAGCAGAAGAAUGGAUUACCCAACCACAAGAAAAAAGUCUCAGACUCAGAGUUAAAAGGACAAGGAAAAGGCAGUCAGGCGAAGGUUUUCCCAGGAGAUGGUCUGAUAAAUGGUGAUCCGCCUACUAUUCCUAGUACUGAUGCUAGUAGGAAAACCGUGCAUGUUGGAGACGAGAACAAAGUCAAGCACCAAAAGUCUGGGAAGUCUCAGUGCAAAGAGAAGCAAGGAGCAGAUGGGGUUCAUAAUGUAGAGGAAUCAAUGUCAUGUGGUAGUAAUUUGAACGAUCCUAUUCAUCCUUCUGUGGAAAGUACUGGGUUGAGAGAAGAACAUGGGCAAGGAACUAGUAGUGCAAGUGGUCCUACCAACUGGAUGAGCAACUCAGGCUACCUAAUGGAUCGGUUUCACCUUAGAAAUUUAAUGGAAAAUGUGAAUGUUUCUGGUGAUGUAGCUUAUAGAAACUUGAGAGCAACAUCUUUGUCCAUGUUGAAUGCAGCAGGUGAAUGGAUUGAGAAGCAGAGGCCAUUGUUUGUUAUCCUCACUUCCAACCUACGGAAUGCUCGUGAUUAUGCUAGACAGAAGUUUGAGCUAGCUUAUCCCUUCGUUUUUAAAUGGCUCGUGCAUCUUGGGAAUAUAGUCCUCUUUCUAUCAAUGGUUUGGUUGGAUUGCACUCUAAGAGGAGUCGAUUCCUUUCUGCGCAUGGGAACAACAUCAUUUUUCUCAGUUAUAUGGUGCAGCAUUCUAUCUAUUGUUGCCAUGGUUGGGCUAUCCAAGUUUCUUAUUAUCCUGGCAAUAGCUGCUGUGGUGGGAGUUUUCAUAGGUUUUACCCUUGGGAUUUUGGUAGUUGCCAUUUCUGCUACUAUUUUCCUAUGGUGUUAUGGAAGCUUUUGGACAACAGCAUGCAUUGCAGUAAUAUCUGGUUUGGCAUUCAUAUCAAGCCAUGAAAGUCUUGCUUUACUAAUCACCACUGUUUACUCGGUGUACAGUGCAUGGGGAUAUGUGGGCUGGCUUGGUUCACUUUUGGCGUUGAAUUUGGCUUUUAUCUCAAGCGACAUUUUGGUUUACUUCCUAAAGAAUAACGUGAACCAGCAUAGAAGGUCUGAUGGGUCAUCUGAGAAUUCAGCAGGACCAGAAGGUCGACCUAACUUCUCAACUGGUGAAUCUUUCCCAAAUGGAUUCCCUGAAUCUAUGCCCGGGGUGCCUUUAGACCGUAGCCCUGGUGUGGCAUCAACCAGUGGGGCUGAUUCAGAGUUGAGUUCGGAAGAUGAGGUUAUCCGGUUGUUGAACUGUACUGAUCACUAUGCAGUGUUGGGCUUGGGCCGCUAUGAGCCUGUAGAUGUUACUUUACUGAAGAGAGAAUAUAGGAAAAAGGCAAUGUUGGUUCAUCCUGACAAGAAUAUGGGCAAUGAUAAGGCAGCAGAGGCCUUUAAAAAACUUCAAAACGCAUAUGAGGUAUUACUUGAUUCCUCAAAGCAAAAAGCAUAUGAUGAUGAGUUGCGGAGGGAAGAAUUGUUAAACUAUUUCCGAAGAUUUCAUAGUAACUCCCAAAAGGAAUGCAAAGAUUUUCAUCCGGCAAAAGAUGGAGAUGGAUGGGUUGAGCAGUCUACACAACCUUUCUUAUUUGGGUUACUCCAGAAGGUGGAACCCCCCUGUGCAUACGUUUGUGCAGAUAGCAAGAUAUACAACGCCACCGAAUGGUAUAGUUGUCAGGGAAUGAGAUGUCCAGUGAACACUCACAAACCUAGUUUCCAUGUGAACACUAGUCUUACUACAUCCAGACACGCCAAUCCCAGCAAGGGCCCGACAAGCUCGUCCCCUAAAGGCGCCCGGGUGCCUCCUCCUCCACAUCGACCAUCGCCGCCUAACAUGGAGGAAACAAUGACGGAGGAAGAGUUCUUCGAGUGGUUUCAGAAUGCUGUGCAGUCUGGGAUGUUCGAAAAUUUCGGCACUUCUGCUGCAGAGACCCCAUCCUCUUCCAAGGCAGCUGGUGGGAGUGGGAGUGGGAGUGGGAGUGGGAGUGGGAGUAAUAGUAAGAGGAAGAAAAGGGGGAAGAAGCAAUGGGUUUUACUGGGGUUUUGCCUUUUUUUCUUCAUUCCUCUCGAAUUAAACUCUUUAAGCUGCCAUGAAUUGCAGAAGCAAGUGCAGGAAGACGGCAGCGUCAUGCCCGAAUUCGGUGAUGACGAAGAAGAAGAGCUAUACGAUUUUCUUAACCUGGAGCUUCAAAGCGAUUUGAAGGACGACCUGAUGCGCCAUUACGAAGUGGUUUAUCUAAUCCAUGAGAAGCAUGCCGAAGAAGUCGAUGCUGUAAAUGAGAAGGUUCAAGAUUUCCUGAGGGAGAAGAAGGGGAAGAUAUGGAGAAUGAAUGACUGGGGGAUGAGAAGGCUGGCAUACAAGAUUCAGAAAGCCAAGAACGCUCACUACAUUCUGAUGAACUUCGAGAUUGAAGCUAGAUGGAUCAAUGAGUUCAAGACCAUGCUAGACCAGGAUGAAAGGGUCAUUCGACACCUUGUGAUCAAGAGAGAUAAAGCUAUCACCGAGGACUGCCCUCCUCCACUUGAGUUCCAUGCCCUUCGCGCUGGUAUGGAUGGUGAUGAUGAUCUAGAUGAAGAGCUUGACGAUGACGAGGAGUGGGAUGAAGAGGAUGAUGAAGAAGAAGGUGAGGUGGAGGAUGAUGAAGAAAUGGAUGAUGAUGGAGUUGUGAUUGUUAACAUUGAUGACGAUGAUGAGGAAGAAGAGAAUGAGAGUGUGAAUUCAACUGGUUCAGGGAACUUGAGGAGAAGGAAUAAGGUGGCUGAUAAAGUGAGAAGGGCAAUCAAGAGCAACGUGAAGGGAUUCCCGCGGCCACAACUCGAUCUAAGCCCGGCCUCAUUCGCCAAAGUCAUCAACGACGCAUUCGGAAAAUCUCUCUCCCCACCGUUCGAUCCUUACGCCAACUCCAUCAACUACCUCAUCGCCUGCUACCUCAUCCCUUACGUCGGUCUCACCGGCUACGUCGGCGCCAACCCCAAACUCCAAGGCCCCGCCUCCAGACAGCUCGUGGCGGGCCUGCUGGCGGUGGAAUCGGGGCAGGACGCGAUCAUCAGGGGUCUGCUGUACGAGCGGGCGCUGGUUAAAGUGCACCCGUACGGGAUCUCGGUGGCGGAGUUCACGAACCGGAUCUCGGUUCUGAGGAACCGGCUCGGCGGCGCGGGCGUGAAGGACGAAGGGCUGGUGGUGCCGAAGGAAUUGGGCGCGGAAAGGAAGGUGAGAGGAAACGUGCUGGCGGGUGACGAGUUUUCGCUGGGAUACGGGAGGACUCCGGAGGAGAUACUGAGGAUUGUUUAUGGCGGCGGGAAUGAGUCUUCGCCUGGUGGGUUUUACCCUAAGGGCGCACAAGGGCGGAUUGCUAGGUCGCAUCUCGCGUAUAUGUAGAAGAUGAAGAAGAACAGAGCGAGUUUUUUAGAGAUAGGUUGCUACUGUAGUUUGUGUUUCUGUAGGUGUUAGUUGCUCUGGUUUUUUUUAGCUGUGGCUGAACUUGUGAUGUGUUUUGGUUUCGUCCAAGUAAUAAGAGUUGGAGUAAUUGUCACCAAAUCAAAAAGAAAACGAGUUGGAGUAAUUGAUCAAAUCACGGUCACUAAAAGAAAAACGAGCUGAGAAUGGGAUGGAAUGCAACGCAAGAGCAAUCGUAUG
This is a messenger RNA of Linum tenue, 4173 nucleotides long. NCBI's taxonomy places the organism in Eukaryota, Viridiplantae, Streptophyta, Magnoliopsida, Malpighiales, Linaceae. The record is from the annotation of a GenBank genome assembly.